This is a messenger RNA of Stegastes partitus (bicolor damselfish), 3017 nucleotides long. It is a transcript of the gene laptm4b, whose product is annotated as lysosomal protein transmembrane 4 beta. Bases 184 to 861 code for a protein of 225 amino acids. Gene Ontology annotation, cellular component: lysosomal membrane. The record is from RefSeq and is a predicted model, not a curated record. NCBI's taxonomy places the organism in Eukaryota, Metazoa, Chordata, Actinopteri, Pomacentridae. The transcript has 7 exons.
GUCGCUGAGGAACAGACGCUGGAUGUGGCGCUCCUGAGCACCGAGGACGCCGAACUACAACCAUCUUUUUUCUCGGACGUCGUAGCCGCGAAUCAUCCAUUUAUUUCGGCAGCAUUCAUGAAAUCAGCCUGACAUUGCUGGUGUGGUAAACAAAACAACAAAACAAACAAACAAACAAGAAAGAUGAUUUCGCCGUGGGACCGGUGGUACUCGACGAGCUGCUGCCUUUGCUGCCAUGUACGGACGGGCACCAUUAUUCUGGGAAUAUGGUAUAUGCUCAUCAAUGCAGUGGUCCUACUCAUCUUGUUGUCGGCUCUCAAUGACCCAAUUCAGUACCGCUACCACCUUACCAGCUCCGAGCUGGGAACCGACAUAGAUGUCAUGGACGAUGCAAAUAUCUGCAUAGCCACUGCAAUAUCCCUACUCAUGAUUCUUAUAUGUGGCAUGGCAACAUAUGGUGCUUACAAGCAACAUGCUGCUUGGAUCAUUCCAUUCUUCUGCUACCAAAUCUUCGACUUUGCCCUUAACACGCUGGUAGCCAUUAGUGUGGUGGUUUAUCCCAACACGGUCCAGGACUACCUCCAGCAGCUGCCGGGGACAUUCCCUUACAAAGAGGACAUCAUGUCCACCAACAACAUGUGCCUAGUGUUUGCAGUCCUCCUCUUCAUUGGCUGCAUCCUCUCCUUCAAGGCCUACCUGAUUGGCUGCGUGUGGAACUGCUACAGAUAUGUGAGCGGCAGGGGCACCACGGAGGUCCUGGUUUAUGUCACCACAAACGACACCACGGUUCCGCUGCCACCAUACGAGGAAGCCAUCGCCAUCCCGCCCAAGGAGCCCCCACCCCAGUAUAUGGAGGCAUGAGAGACGCCCUUGCUGCUGGAUUAUAUACCCCAAACAACCCUCCAGCGCCUACCACGUCUCCCUCCAACAGUAGGACCCCAACGCCGGCCGCAACGUGUUGAAAAACAAGACGAAACAAUGUCUUAGAUGCUGGUAUCAGCUUGGAUUCCUGCCAACGUUAGAUUAGAUUACCCUGAGCCAAUAUUGCCAUUAACUCUGCCCCUCUCUCCGCCACCCUUCGGCUGUUGUGACGUAUUGUCCUCCCUCUCGUCUCCUCUGUUCUCCUUCAAGGGCAGCAUCACAGCAACUUUCAACCCUCCUCCCUCCCCCCAACCUCCAACCAACCAACCAACCAACCAACCCUCCCUCUGGGCAGCUGCUGUUCCCUGGAAGCAUCUAAACUCUUGCACGCCCCGAACGCUCUGACCCACCUUAACAUGCACUUUUCUUUGAGGGAAAAGUUCACCCGGUUUGGCCACCAACUGUUAACCCCCAAUACUGUGAAAUCUCCCUUGUGGUCUUUGUCUAAAAACAAACUACCUGAAGAGGGAUCUAGCAACAGAGAGAGCGAGAAGGAAAGCGACAUACAUUAUCAGUUAUACAAGAGCACUUUUUUCAGAAAUUGACAAAUUUCCUUCAUUGAAUGUAAUGUCGGGGUAUUUUUGUAUGACUUUUUUGUAUAACAGUGAAAACUGAGAGGAAAAAAGACGUGAAUAGUGAAAAGGCUGUCCUGUUGUGAUAAAAUAUCAUCGUCUGUGUGCUGAUGGAGCUGGUCCUGCUGGGAAGCACAUUGGAAAAAAAACACAAAAAAACAGGUUCCUUGACCAAUAACAACUACGUCUUCCUUUUGUAUCCACGUUCCACCGUCUGUAAACCUGUAACCCAUCGACUGCCAGUGAACAAACCUUGACUUCAGUCACAGUAUUCCAGUUUGCCUUCCUGUCCACUUUGUCGUUUUCGAGAUCUAAAGCGUUCAUGUGAUCAUCCGGUGAAGCACUUAUCACAGACACAAUUUGACGACAGAUCCACACCCAGAAAGGCAACGCAUAAACCGUGUGUGAAAAUGUUGACUUCUGUCGUGUUCCCUUUGAGUUGCAGCUGCAACAGCAUCGACUGUGUCUUUAUUGUUUUUUUGUUUUGUUUUUUACGUGGAUCAUGGUGUACAAUCUGAUCUUUUAAGUUGAGCUAACUUAGCUGGACUGAGGGCAUUUUCCUAUAAAGACUGCGUGACAUGCUGCUGUACAUGCAGAGACCGUGUGUGUGUGUGUGUGUGUGACAUUAUGAUGUGACUCCUGCGUCCUUUAUAUGUAGUAACAUUUCUUUUUGCACAUGCAGUGAUAUCAUUAAGCGAUAUAUCCUGUGCUGGUGACCUUUUAUGAAAUAUACAGUGGAUGGAGCAUCGACUAGUAGCACAAAAAUCAUUACAUGAAGCUAGUUAAGCAGUGCUUGUUUUUUUUGUUUUUGCCUCAAACUGUUGUAGGCAAUCAGUGGAGCAUUGUGAGAAACAAAUAUGGAGGAAAAAUAAUAUAUAAACCUAAUCCUAUUUUUUCUAGUAAUUCCCCAGUAGAAUUUGCCAUCAACAGAAAACCAUUAAAACAUCUUGUCAUUCAGACUAUGCAACAGUGCAUUCACCAAUCCAUUAGACUUGGGAAUACGUGUACCAGGAAGUAGUCUUAUCCCAUUUGAUACUAAUGCUGUAGGUGAUAAUGUAGCCAUUUGUUUGGCCCCUCCAUCAUUGUCCCUCCCCCUGUGUGAAUUAUGACCACUGCUUUUGCAAAUCCAACAAAGCUGAAAAUGAAAUUGCACUUUAAUGUCAGUGUGAGCUCACUGAAACCUGCUGUAUUUGUGUUGUGUUCAUCGUUUUUUUUCCUUGUCAUGAAGUAGCUAAGUGGUUCUAGUAUGAUCAGCUACCCUCGCGUGGAUGAUAGAAGCUUCUAAAACAUGGCGUGAAUCAACAUGUGCAUCGUGCGAUCGUUCUGGAAAGCUGCAGAGCUGACAGAGUUUCAUGUGGUUGAAGACUUUUAGCUGAGUCUUGCGGUUUUGUUUUUGUUGUUCUGGACCAGUGGAGGAUGGCUGAUGAAUCAUGUUUUGUUGUCACUUCAAGACUGUUCUCUCUCCUCUUGUUGGAUCUGCAUGAGCUCAUGUCUUCAAUUCCAAAUAAUAAAAAGAUAAACGAA